Messenger RNA from Diaporthe amygdali, 720 nucleotides. RefSeq lists its product as uncharacterized. The transcript has 2 exons. The coding region runs from base 1 to 720 and encodes 239 amino acids. NCBI's taxonomy places the organism in Eukaryota, Fungi, Ascomycota, Sordariomycetes, Diaporthales, Diaporthaceae. The record is from RefSeq and is a predicted model, not a curated record.
AUGCCUGAGUCACUCACAAGUCUGUCCAUCAGGGCAGAUCUCCACGACGUCAACCAUGACGAUGACUUCAAUACCCACCCACUUGCCGCAUUCAUCUGUGGGGUUCGUGCCGCUGGGCCACCGGGUAGAGAUUCGGUGCUUUCCGUCACGGGGACUGUGCUGGUAGAGACCGUACUUUUCGAAACGGUCUCGCUGGUCACUAUCGAAAAAGAACCCGGCUGCGUCGGGUUCCAUGAAUCCAUGCUGUCCGAAAGCGAUGAAGUCUGCAUCGAAGAGGUGCUCAAGCUGGCUGGGGUUGAUAGGACACCCGAGCCCCCUAGGCUCGUAGCAGCCCAGGAAAGCAGAGAGCUUGCAGGUAGCCCUGUUGAGCCUGGAGCCAGGGGACUGCUCGGUGGAGGAGCGCCGUAUGUGGGAAAUAUCACAGAAGGUAGUCCUGCUGGUGUCGACGUUGACAAGCUGGCCCCGCCGGUGUCCGGAGACACGAUGGAGGAUUCAGUCGCGGGUAGCGAUGACGUUCCUAUAGGGCUGAUCGAGCCUCCUCCAACGGAUAUACUAGUGCUCGGGCGCGAGGUGUCACUUAGAGCCAGGCUUGACGUUUCCGCCGAGGUGCUUGUGAUUCCUCCAGUUGUACUCGCAGGGCUGGAGACCGAUGAAACUGUCGUGCUGCUCUUGACCUCGGUGCUGUCUGAAUUCAACACGUCCGAAGAGCUGACUACUUGA